Molecule: messenger RNA, 1541 nt
Organism: Fusarium redolens
Lineage: Eukaryota; Fungi; Ascomycota; Sordariomycetes; Hypocreales; Nectriaceae
Exons: 2
Coding region: 258-1223 (321 amino acids)
Cellular component (GO): plasma membrane
Source: RefSeq, a predicted model, not a curated record
GUCGAGCAUUGACGAAACAAAACCCAUUCACGAGACUAUUGUUAAAUUGAAUAACAAAUCAAAGCCUUCCUCAAUGACAGAACGUAAGGAGAAUUCAUGCUGCGAAUCGUCACCAUUCCCAACCGGAUAUUCCGUUUCCGGAUACUCCGCUGCAUCAAUUGGCCCACGCUGAAGUCCUUCAAACCUCCCAGUAAUUAUUUACUGCGAUAGCCACCUGUCUCGUGUGACUCUGAACAAUAAAUCCUCGAUUAAACACAAUGGCCAUCUCCCCAUUCAAUUUCUCUAAAGCGGCUGACGCUGCCAAUAUCAUCUCGGAAUUUGUUGCUCGCGAGCAAGUCUGCACUCUGUCAGAUCUACACCGCGCCCUCUUCGACUCGUCGGCGGCUAAAAAGCAGCUGAACAUCGAGACAAGCCCAAGUUCUGUGGCUGUGGUUGUCUUGUGCGGCUCUGCAAUUCUUUCCAUUGUAGAGACUGUCGUAUCAACGGUGGUGAAAUUGGCAGAGACAGCCGGAGAUAAAUCAGUCGUUCUAGUCAUUUGCGGUGGCAUCGGGCACUCGACCCAAUUGCUGUAUGAUGCUGUAGCUCGACAUCCGAAGUACAAUAGCAUUGCUGGCCAAGUUCAGGGACAACCGGAGGCUCGGGUCUUCCAGACCAUUGUAGAGCAAUUCUUCCACCUUGAGGUUGAAAAGGGUAACCAAAUAACCGCCGGAAAGAACCCAACUCAGAAACUCACUAUCUUGAUUGAAGAUGCCUCAACAAAUUGUGCACUAAAUGCAGUAUGCACAAGGAAGGUAUUAGACCAGCAUGGAUAUACAUCACCAUAUUCUAUUGUCGUCGCUCAAGAUCCCACCAUGUGUCGACGUACAGUUGCUGCCUUUGAGCAAGUUUACUCUGAUAAGGUGGACGACACUCCUACACUUACGGGCUGGCCAACUUUCGUGCCCAGGGUGGCGGCUCAAGACUCUAUAACUCAACAUCAAGCGGGCGGCCUCACUUCUUACUUGCGGUAUGACAUUGCAGAGUGGGACAACAGCCAGAUCGAUGGUCUUUGGAGUAUGAAAAGACUCCUGUCUCUUCUUAUUGGCGAAAUUCCACGAAUGAGAGACGAUGAGAACGGAUACGGGCCACGAGGCAAAGGCUCUAUCGUACAUGUCGAUAUACCACAGGAUGUCGAGGAAGCAUGGAGUAUACUUGGCGAUGUUCUCGGGCAGAAGGUGCGAUAAUGCAAUGAAUACGCGUAGGUCAAGUGAAGUUGAAUGAAUACAAACAUACCAGAGCUAUAAAGAAUUGCCUUUGGUCAGGUCCACAUACCGAACCAAGCUUGAACCAACACCUUUAUGCCAUACCUUCAGUAGGCUUUCUGGUUUUUAGAAGUCUGUUCCACUGUUGAAAAUAUUUCUGAACGCCGAGUCAGAAUGAAGCGGAGUACACGGUACAGUGUUCAUCGUUGCCAUGUUUCUGUCCCACAAAAGGGAGUAUUGUCUUUAUACUAUUUAUCGGUAUAUAUCUGGAGUCUGAAGGAUAGGCCUAUAAGUAUCUAC